Messenger RNA from Ornithodoros turicata, 3615 nucleotides. RefSeq lists its product as uncharacterized. Bases 1 to 3615 code for a protein of 1204 amino acids. The record is from RefSeq and is a predicted model, not a curated record. Gene Ontology annotation, biological process: proteolysis. Lineage: Eukaryota; Metazoa; Arthropoda; Arachnida; Ixodida; Argasidae. The transcript is spliced from 6 exons. Gene Ontology annotation, molecular function: nucleic acid binding; aspartic-type endopeptidase activity.
AUGCCCAUGCUGAGUUCACCGUACUGCGGAAGCGGCCAUUCGCUUGGCGAGGUUUGUGCGAAGCGGCAGCAGCAACGAUACUAUGAACGUGCAGCCUACCGCAGUGCAGCGGCGCUUCCAGCCGCCGGACGAAGAAGCCGACGAGACAGCAGCGCCACCCUGUGCGAGCUUAACAUUCUGGCUCGCAGCUUCUCAUCCUCACGGACGUUCAGUCCAGUUCAGCCUUCGGACAAUAAACUGCUGUCCCCAAACUUGGAAUACACUCUCAUUCCUACACUGGUGACCCGUCCAACGGACAGCAGCAGCAAUGCAGCCAGCAGUACCAGCCGUAAGCUCCGUCGCUUUCCGCCGUUCUGGCACAGGAACCCGGCGAUAUGGUUCAUUCAAGCGGAAACCCAGUUUCAGCUGGCUGGCAUAUCACAGCAGCUUACCAUGUACCGUCACAUCGUCGCUGCCCUUCCUCCCGAGGUUGCGAUGGAAGUCGCAGACGUUCUUCAGGCUCCACCACCUCGCGAUCAGUACUCCCGUCUCAAGACCGCCAUCCUGGAUGGCACCACGCUAACUGAGCGGAAACGGCUGCGGCAGCUGCUUAACACCGAAGAGCUGGGCGACCGCCGCCCAUCCCAGCUGUUACGUUCCAUGGAAGCUUUGCUCGGGGACCACGCCCCCACUUUCGACGCACAGCUUCUUCGCGAGCUCUUCAUGCAGCGCCUCCCAUCUCAGGUCCAAAUGAUUCUGGCUGCCGCGUCAAGCCUGCCACUUGCCAACCUCGCAGAACAGGCUGACAAGAUUAUGGAAGUUGUCGGCCCGGGUGUCUUUACGGUCACACAGCCAUCCCCAGAUCUUUCGGCCCCCGACGUCAAGGCCCCGCCUGUGCACCGCAAGACGACGUCCACGCACGUCUGGACACCCUUUCUGCCGACGUCUCCCACCUGCGCGCGAGCAUUGACGCCCUUGCCAAUGCCCAUACAGACCGUCGACGACAACCCCUCCGUCGCCGCCGCUCAGGAAGCCGCACUUCCCAAUCUCGCCGACGCUCGCCUUCCCCACGCUCUGGAGAUUCCACAUCCACUCCGUGGUGCUGGUACCACCAUCGUUUCGGCGACAGGGCCGAACGCUGUACCCGCCCCUGCGGAUGAUCGUGCCACUAAGUUACGCCUUCUGGUGGACACAGGCGCAGAAGUCAGCGUCCUCCCUGCUACACCUUCUGACCGGCGUCUCCCGCCCUUAUUCCACCUUACGGCGGCCAACAAUACCACCAUCCCAGUUCUCCGCCAGCAGAUUCUCAACCUUAACAUCGGCCUACGCAGGAACUUUUCCUGGCUUUUCCUGGUAGCCAGUGUCGGCCAACCCAUAUUGGGGGCAGAUUUUCUGCAGCAUUUUGGCCUCACGGUUAAUGUGCGGAACAAGCUACUUCUCGACACAUGCAAAAAGCUUUCCGUACACGUCAUGAACGGCAACCGACCUCCCUGCGCCGACACCGUCACGCUUUCUGCAUUGACAUCUCCAUACGCCUCGAUCCUUCGAGACUUCCCUUCUCUCACUCAACCACCGGAUUGGACGAGACCCGUCGCGCACGACAUUGUGCAUCACAUCUGCACCACUGGACCACCUGUUUUUGCGCGACCUCGGCGUCUCGCCCCGGAAAAACUCAAAAUCGCCCGCACGGAGUUCGAGCACAUGCUCGCUAUUGGUGUCGCCCGACCUUUCUCCAGCGACUGGUCAUCUCCGCUGCAUAUGGUCCCCAAAAAGACCGGGGGCUGGCGACCUUGCGGCGAUAACCGCGCUCUCAACCUCGCCACAGUUCCAGACCGUUACUCCUUGCCUCGCCUGCAGGAUUUCACCGUCAACUUUCACGGCUUUACCAUCUUUUCUAAAAUCGACCUAAUGAAAGCAUACCAUCAGAUUCCCGUUGCCCCCGAAGACAUCAAGAAGACCGCCAUUACCACCCCAUUCGGUCUGUUUGAAUUCCAACGGAUGCCUUUCGGGUUGCGCAACGCAGCACAGACCUUCCAGAGGUUUAUUCAUUCCGUCACCAGAGGCCUUUCUUUCGUCUUUGCCUAUAUCGACGACCUGCUUGUUGCAAGUUCUACCCCUGAGGAGCAUGCUGACCACCUCCGUCAACUUUUCGCGCGACUGGCCGCUCAUGGCAUCGUCAUCAACGUCCAGAAGUGUGAAUUUGGCGUUGAGUCUACCGAAUUCUUUGGUCACAUGGUCUCUUCCACCGGCAUCGCUCCUCUCGCAAGCAAGGUCAACGCAAUCACCAGCUUUCCGCAGCCUCAGUCUCUCCGCCAGUUGAGACGUUUCCUCUGUUUAAUUAACUUUUACCGGCGAUUCAUCCCUCACUGUGCCACCACUUUGCGCCCACUAGAAGCUCUCCUCAGUUAUCGCGGCGGAUCGAAGCUCCUUCCCUGGUCAGCUGAAACCGAAGCCGCCUUCUCGAAGAUCAAGGUGGAGCUCAGCGCGCAGAUACAGCUGUACCAUCCCAAGCAUGGCGCUCCGACCGCACUAAUGGUGGAUGCCUCCAACGUGGCCGUGGGCGCGGCCUUACAUCAGAAGUUUGACGACAGCUGGCGCCCUAUAGCCUUCUUCAGUAAGAAGUUGAAACCCGCCGAACAGAAAUACAGAACGUUCGACCGGGAGCUCCUUGCUGCGUACCUUGCAGUCCGGCACUUUCGCCGCUUUUUGGAGGGCCGAGACUUCACGAUCCUCUCGGACCACAAGCCUCUCUCCUAUGCUUUUCGCUCUGCUAGUGGCCGCUACUCGCCUCUUCCAGUAUGUGCAGGGAAGCGCCAACGGUCCAGCCGAUGCCCUCAGCCGCAUCGCGCCGCUCUCUGUACGUGCACAUCCGUCUCGCCGGAAGACGUCGCCUCCGCUCAACCCUCCGACCAAGAGCUCCUCCGACUCCGUGAGACGCAGUCGUCUUCCCUAAGGCUGGAAGACAUUCCGCUGCCCGGCACGGACAUUACGCUGUGCUGCGAAACUUCGACCGGCCGUGCAAGACCUUUCGUGCCAGCAGAGCUCCGGCGCGCUAUCUUCGCUUCCAUUCACGACCUGUCCAACCCCGGCGCCCGACCUACUCAGGAACUCACUGCCGAGCGCUACGUGUGGCCAUCCAUGAAUGCGGACAUUCGAGCUUGGGUGAGGUGCUGCGUCGCUUGUCAGCGCUCAAAGAUCCAGCGUCAUACCGUCACCCCGCUUGGCAAGUUCGCGCCUCCCGACGCCCGCUUCGAUUCCGUCCAUCUGGACAUAGUUGGUCCUCUUGCCAUCUCGCGCGGAUACCGCUACCUUCUCACGGCCAUUGACCGCUUCACCCGCUGGCCAGAGGCUACGCCCAUCACCGACACAACCGCCGAAACCGUAGCCGCCACCUUCCUAAGCAGUUGGAUCGCCCGUUUCGGCCGACCUUGGCUGCAGUCCAGCGCAGCUCGUCUACGGCUGCAGCCUGCCAAGCCAAGCUCGCCCUCCACCCCUUCCGAGCUCCUCGACCGCUUCCACCGCGUCUUCGACAGCCUCCGUCCCGUACCCAACCCGUGCCAACUCAUCCUGCAAGCCCUACGUCCCGCAACAACUUGCCACUGCCACCCAUGUUUUCCUCCGCAUCGACGGAGUUAA